UUGUAUCGUUCAUUUCUUUUCCGCCUUUAUCACAUACGUGUGCUUGUUCUCAAAUUGAGCUAAGGCCAAAUUUAGGCGACUUGCACCAAAAGUUAUUUCAAUAUAUAUAAAAAUGGCCACAAAAGCUGAACUCGCUUGCGUUUACUCCGCUCUGAUCUUGGUUGACGAUGAUGUUGCUGUAACUGGUGAGAAGAUCUCUACCAUCUUGAAAGCAGCAGCUGUUGAUGUUGAGCCAUACUGGCCAGGAUUGUUCGCCAAGGCUUUGGAAGGAGUAAACGUAAAAGACCUGAUCACCAACAUCGGUUCAGGAGUUGGAUCCGGACCAGCAGCCGCUGCCCCUGCUGCUGCCGGUGGAGCUGCAGCACCAGCUGCUGCUGCUAAGGAGGAAAAGAAGAAGGAAUCUGAACCAGAGGAGUCCGAUGAUGAUAUGGGCUUCGGUUUGUUCAACUAAGUUCUUCAUAAUUUAAGGAUGUGUGCAAGUGAUGAAAUGUAUUUGUACUGUUCAAAUAAAAAUAUAAAGUAAAAACA
Messenger RNA from Ctenocephalides felis (cat flea), 528 nucleotides. Its product is annotated as 60S acidic ribosomal protein P1-like. The record is from RefSeq and is a predicted model, not a curated record. Gene Ontology annotation, molecular function: ribonucleoprotein complex binding; structural constituent of ribosome; protein kinase activator activity. Gene Ontology annotation, biological process: translational elongation; cytoplasmic translation. Lineage: Eukaryota; Metazoa; Arthropoda; Insecta; Siphonaptera; Pulicidae. Gene Ontology annotation, cellular component: cytosolic large ribosomal subunit; ribosome.